This is a messenger RNA of Opisthocomus hoazin, 1256 nucleotides long. The record is from RefSeq and is a predicted model, not a curated record. Lineage: Eukaryota; Metazoa; Chordata; Aves; Opisthocomiformes; Opisthocomidae.
UCAAGAUGUCUAAAAAAAUCAAUGGAGGCUCCGUUGUGGAGAUGCAAGGAGAUGAAAUGACACGGAUCAUCUGGGAACUGAUUAAAGAAAAGCUGAUUUUUCCUUAUGUAGAUCUGGAUUUGCACAGCUAUGACUUGGGCAUUGAGCAUCGUGAUGCUACAGAUGAUAAAGUAACCGUGGAAGCUGCUGAAGCCAUAAAGAAAUACAAUGUUGGCAUAAAAUGUGCAACCAUCACUCCUGAUGAGAAGAGAGUGGAGGAGUUCAAGUUGAAGCAGAUGUGGAAGUCUCCCAACGGGACGAUUAGAAACAUCCUAGGUGGCACUGUCUUCAGGGAGGCUAUUAUCUGCAAGAACAUUCCCCGGCUGGUGUCUGGGUGGGUGAAACCCAUUGUCAUUGGCCGUCACGCUUAUGGAGAUCAAUACAGAGCAACUGAUUUUGUGGUACCUGGGCCUGGAAAAGUGGAGAUGACCUACACUCCAAAAGAUGGAGGCAAACCAGUCACAUAUCUGGUCCAUAACUUUGAAAGCUGUGGUGGUGUAGCCAUGGGAAUGUACAAUCUUGAUCAGUCUAUCAAGGAUUUUGCCCACAGUUCCUUCCAAAUGGCACUGUCUAAAGGCUGGCCCCUUUAUAUGAGCACCAAGAACACGAUCCUGAAGAGAUACGAUGGCCGCUUUAAAGACAUCUUCCAAGAGAUCUAUGACAGAGAAUACAAGUCCCAGUUUGAAGCCAGAAAGAUCUGGUAUGAGCAUAGGCUCAUUGAUGACAUGGUUGCUCAGGCCCUGAAAUCUGAAGGAGGCUUUGUCUGGGCGUGCAAGAACUACGAUGGGGAUGUGCAGUCUGACUCUGUUGCGCAAGGCUAUGGCUCUCUGGGGCUGAUGACCAGUGUGCUGAUCUGCCCUGAUGGCAAGACUGUUGAAGCAGAAGCUGCUCACGGCACAGUUACUCGCCACUACCGCAUGCACCAGAAAGGCCAAGAAACCUCCACUAACCCCAUUGCCUCCAUCUUUGCAUGGACAAGAGGACUAGCUCACAGAGCUAAGCUGGACAACAACACUAGCCUCAAGAACUUUGCGGUUGCCCUGGAAGAAGUCUGCAUUGAGACCAUCGAAUCUGGCUUCAUGACUAAGGACCUUGCUGCCUGUAUCAAAGGCCUGCCUAAUGUCACGCGCUCUGACUACUUGAACACUUUUGAGUUCAUGGACAAGCUUGCUGAAAACUUGAAGGGAAAGCUGGCCUCUCUGCCCAAACUUUAAGGC